Penicillium diatomitis is the source of this 237-nucleotide messenger RNA. RefSeq lists its product as uncharacterized. The transcript has a single exon. Lineage: Eukaryota; Fungi; Ascomycota; Eurotiomycetes; Eurotiales; Aspergillaceae. Bases 1 to 237 code for a protein of 78 amino acids. The record is from RefSeq and is a predicted model, not a curated record.
AUGUUCUCCGACUCCCCAAUUCCGAAGAUCUUGGCGAGUGGAUCUCUGGCCUGGACCCGAGCGUUGCGGUCAAGAGCAGGUCAGCACGAAGCCUUGGAUGUGUUACGCCUGGGAGCACAUGGACCAUUGGACAUGGCAGUGGCCCAAUUCAAGACCAUUCCAGACUCAUCUUUGAGUGUCGACAUGCAGUCGAUGGGCGACGAUCCCACGCACUUUCAUCCCACGCGUGGGUCCUAG